This is a messenger RNA of Phyllotreta striolata, 2135 nucleotides long. The record is from the annotation of a GenBank genome assembly. NCBI's taxonomy places the organism in Eukaryota, Metazoa, Arthropoda, Insecta, Coleoptera, Chrysomelidae.
GCAAAUUUCGGGGAAAAAUAUGAAAUAAAUAAGAAAUAAAUUUUAAUAUUUAAAUUCAAAACAUUGCUCAAGAAAUGCUCUUCUUUACAAAAAUAAAAAUUUACCGCAGCUCAAAAAUAACGUAUGUUAACCCCAAAAGGGUAACGACACCGGAUUAAAUUCGGCCAGACAAUUGAAAUAAAUUUAUACAAAAAAAUUACGGUUUUCUUGGUAAAACAAACUAUUUAAAUGUACUCACUAGUGACAUUAUAUUACGCAGGUGUUCGUUUAUGUAUAAAUAAAAUAUAAAGCGUACAAAGACGCCUGUAGAAUGCGACUGUAUUACAAAUGGGCUUCCUUGUAAGCCCAGUGAUUUGGCAUAGACGGUACUUAUCUAAAUUCUUUAGAUUUUUGCAGAAAAAUCGCAGAAAUUGGGGAUUGUAAUGAAUGAAUUUACAAUAGCAGAGUCUCAUAACUACAUUGUUAAUGAUUAUACAAUGAUAUAAUGUAUAGAUAAUCAUAAUGGCAUUAUAAUAUUGGUUUUACAAGUGUCAAAAUGCUUUAUUAGUUUUUUUUUAUAUUGCAAUUAUUAAUUGUUGCGCUACUGUCCUCUUAUCUACUUCUCAUCUAAGAGACGAUUCCUAAAGAUAGCUCUCGCAAAUAUUAAUAAAUGAAAAAAAAAUCCGGAGGAGCGAAAAAUGUAAUGUUUCCGAAAACAACACCCGUGCAGAAUAUUUAAUUCACGAAACAUGCAAAAACGCCCAUUCAGGCGGGGAUUUAUGCUUUAUAAAGCGUGUUGCACCAAUUCGAAGGGUUGCAGUCUUCGGUUGGUUUCCAACAUGCAAUCUUAUUUUUGUUAUCUGUGCGUUAUUCUCGCUACAUUGUUGGGAGAAUGUCUUGGAUUCCCCAGGAAAAUAUUUUACGCCGAUUUGACAACAUCGCCGGACCGCCCUUUGCCAACUCACAAUGAAAAACCUGUCGGUUAUUACCCGGAAAUCUCCGCUUUCGUGACCAAAGAUGUCGUCGCCACAAAUUCAUUUUUAGGCAGACCCAUGUAUUUUCUCAGAGACGAAUGGAAGGAGGAAACUACUGACAGAAACCCCACAGAUGAAGACUCCAAAGGAGAGAGCAGCAACACGUACCACAGAAAAGGAAGGAAACCUUACGGGAACCAACACGAAAACGAAGAAGAAGACGAAGAUCCAUCUUGGCCUUACUUCAAUAAAAACGGUCCGUCUAUGAGCUCAUUUUUCCCCAUAAACAUCGGAGGAACCGGAAGAGGUUGGAAACGCCAACACGGCGACCAAGAGGACGAGAAUUCGUACAGUCCAAGCGGCUCCACCACAGCCAUAGCCAACGCUUUUUCCACAGGCAAAGGCGGCGUUGCCACGUCCAGAGCCACGGCUUUCGGCGAUCCAUAUUUGACCGCCAUGUUUCUGAGAGGAUCGAUGAACAACAACAAAAAAGGUUACAGGGAAUAUUAAUAUUAAUAUAUUGAUUCGUUGUGAGCUCGAUAAUAAAAUUACAACGUGUUCGAUUUAGUGUUUUCGUAUCAUUAAAAGUUUCCCCUUUCUUCUUCUUGAAUCUACGUUCAGUGAAGUAUAUUAUUGGAUAGAUGACAUCAUUUAUGAGUUGUUUGUGAGACAACUGGCUGUAAGAUAGUCAAUUACGAGACACCAGGUUGUAGUACAACUAAAAGAAGAACUGUUUAGGUGCAUUCCGAGAGCGAAGAAGGCGCUUUUUCCACGGCGUGCUGCGCCAACACUUUACUGAUAUCGUUAAUAAUCAACAACGACUUGUUGUAACCAGCCUUGCGCAGCACCUCGGCGACGAAACCGCCGAACUUAUCGUACAUAUCGCCCUGUUUCGAACACGCCGCCAGCUUCGUCGCUUCGGUCAGUCUUCUCACGGCCUUAACUAUUUUGUCCUCCUGAUGCCCCGAGGCUCUGCCGGAGGUUCUGCUCGCGUUGCUCGCGCUGGACCCGGCGACGGGGGCUUCGUCUUCUCGCGCUCGAGAAGCGCUGUCGUUGAACUCGAAACCCGUCCAAUCCACCGAGGGCUCUUCCUCUUUGAAGUAGAUGUUUUCCGCCUCGUCGCUCGCCUCGCUCGCUUCGCUCGAUGCCGAUCUCUUGCAGCGCCGCCGCUCGCGUUUCUGC